UUCGAAUGAAAGAAAUUAACAUUUAAAGGAGAAACGGUAUGUAAUAGAGGGUGAAGUUUCAAAUGGAUCAAAGACGCAAUGGCGACGAAGUAGGUGCAACAAGAUCUGAUGAGACGCAGAUGACUUGCAAUUGUACUUGAACAAGAAGAUUAACGCGUAGAUAAUUAACAGCAAGAUCAGAUAGUUAAAUGUAGUCGCUAUCGGCGAAUUAGGCACUCGAAGAAUGAAAUGGCGAUACCAAAGCGAAUUGCAUUGCAUUCAGCAUUUCUUGGAGUUUUAAAUGUGCUUCGAAGCUAAUUUUUCCUCUGACAAACAGUGCCAAUUUGCAAAAUGUGCGUAUCGAGUUCGGAUUUGUCCGUGGGUGUGUCGUUCUUUUGAGCCUCAGAGUAAACGUGAUCCAAAAUGGUUCAUAAAAAUGUUGCUUUAUUGCCGAACAACCUUUCAACAUACUGCGUCACGUCAAUAUCAACUUUCAAUCUGCGGUUCUUCCCAUCUUUGUGUUUGUAAGAAUGAACCGUGCAACUAUCUUGAAUUUCAUUCGUGACGUAUAUUGUAUUCAGCUCGGAUGUAUCAAGUUCUUUCGUGCCUCAGAGCAAACGUGAUUCAAGAUGAUUCGUAAAAAUGUUGUUUUAUUGCCGAACAAUCUUUCCAACAUACUGCGUCGCGUCAAUAUCAACAUUCAUUUUGCGGUUCUUCCCGUCUUUGUUUUCAAACAGUGAAACUAUCGUAGAUUUCAUUCGUGACGAAUCGUAUCGAGCUCGGAUGUAUCAAGUUCUUUUGAGCCUCACAGCAAACGUGAUCCAAGAUGAUUCUUGAAAUCGUUGC
Messenger RNA from Plasmopara halstedii, 825 nucleotides. RefSeq lists its product as uncharacterized. Lineage: Eukaryota; Oomycota; Peronosporomycetes; Peronosporales; Peronosporaceae. The record is from RefSeq and is a predicted model, not a curated record.